Messenger RNA from Durio zibethinus, 570 nucleotides. RefSeq names its product large ribosomal subunit protein eL29z. Gene Ontology annotation, molecular function: structural constituent of ribosome. The record is from RefSeq and is a predicted model, not a curated record. Gene Ontology annotation, biological process: cytoplasmic translation. NCBI's taxonomy places the organism in Eukaryota, Viridiplantae, Streptophyta, Magnoliopsida, Malvales, Malvaceae. Gene Ontology annotation, cellular component: ribosome; cytosolic large ribosomal subunit.
ACUUCAAAAAUUAGGGUUUCAAAAUUUUCCCAAAUAAAAGGGCCAAGCUUCUGUCUCAUUUGUCUCUCCUCCAUCCAAAAACCCAGUACAGCCGCAGAUUCUUGUUGGUCUCUGAGAUGGCAAAGUCAAAGAACCAUACCGCUCACAACCAAUCUUACAAGGCUCACAAGAAUGGAAUCAAGAAGCCCAAGAGGCACCGCCACACUUCCACUAAAGGGAUGGAUCCAAAGUUCUUGAGGAACCAGAGGUAUGCGAGGAAGCACAACCAGAAGAGUGGAGAAUCUGCCACUGAAGAAGAGUAAAUUUAAUGGGGGAAAAUCUAGCCUUGAUUAGGGUUUUCAACUGGGCCUGUUUUAUUUUUUUAAAUGGAAUUUAGCGUUUAUUUACUGUCUACUCAGCUUUAGUUGUACUUUUUUUGGUAUUGUUAAGUAUCUUUCUGUGAGCUUAUUAAUAUCAAGAACACAUUUUGAGUUUAUCUGUUUUUCCCUUUUUUUUAAUUAGAUUUUACAUGGAAAUGUUGGAUGUUUAAGCUGUUGAUGAUGCAAGGUUGACAUUGAGUGGAUUUUAUGA